CGGGACAGAGACAGAACGGCAAAGAGCAAAUUAGCCAGAGAGAAAAGGAUCUGAUUGUGGAACGAAGAAAGACAAAAUACAAAGGCGACAGGAAGAGACAGGAGGAGGGCACAGAAUUAAAAUUAGUGACAGAACAAAAGGAGAAGGCUUCACACUAGCAAGGAGGCGUCUCUGGGAUUAUUCUUUAUCAUAAUGUACCGGAGAGUCCGGACACACAAUCCUAUGAAAAUGAAAAGAUAUCAACAUUCUUACAGAGUGUCGUCCCGCGUCCCGGAGAUCAUGGCGGCCGGCACCCACUCCCCCGGGGGGCCCAACGGUAUAAUCCGGAGUCAGUCUUUCGCCGGGUUCAGCACGCUGCAGGAGCGACGCUCUCGCUGUAACUCUUUCAUGGGGAACUCUGCGGUGCAGAAGAAGCCUCAGUCUAAGCCAAAGAAGACCCACCCGGCAGGACACAAGGGAGGCAGCAGCUCCAGGGAGCCGCAGCCCAAAAGGCUGGAGGAAGUUUACAACGCACUCAAACAAGGCCUGGAUGAGUAUCUUGAAGUUCAUCAAACAGAGCUGGAAAAACUAAUGUGUCUGAUGAAGGACAUGAAGAGAAACUCUCGCCUGGGAGUGCUCUAUGAUCUUGACAAGCAAAUCAAAACCAUCGAAAGAUACAUGAGACGCCUGGAGUUUCACAUGAGCAAGGUGGAUGAGCUGUAUGAGGCCUUCUGCAUCCAGAGCCGUUUGAGGGACGGUGCCAGCCGGAUGAAGCAGGCCUUCUCCUCCUCACCCUCCACUAAAGGCACCAAGGAGAGCAUCUCAGAGGUCAACCGCCGCUAUAAGGAGUACACCGAGAACAUGAGUGCGUUCGAGAGUGAACUGGAGAAUCUGCUCGGAGAGUUUCAUAUCAAAAUGAAAGGUUUGGCGGGCUUUGCUAGGCUUUGUCCUGGAGACCAGUAUGAGAUCUUCAUGCGGUACGGUCGCCAGCGCUGGAAGUUGAAGGGAAGAAUUGAAGUGAACUCCAGACAGAGUUGGGACGGAGACGAGAUGAUCUUCAUGCCUCUUAUCACAGACCUCAUCAACAUCAAGGUGACGGAGCUGAAGGGCCUGGCCUCUCACAUGCUGGUUGGCAGCGUGAUCUGUGAGACCAAGGAGCUGUUUACCGCCAUGCCUCAGGUUGUGGCUGUGGACGUCAACGACCUGGGGACCAUCAAACUCAACCUGGAGGUCACGUGGUACCCCUUCGAUGUCGAGGACCUGACGUUGUCGUCCGGUAACUUGAGCAAAGCCACAGCACUCCAGAGACGAGUGUCCGUCUACAGCCAGGGCACGCCGGAGACGCCCACUUUCCAGGACGCUUCCUUCUUUUGGCGGCAAUAUCCCGUGCAGCGCCAGCGCCUCUCCUUCCUGCACAUGCUCCGAGACACCCUGCUAGAGAAGUUAAGGCUCAGUCGCUCGUUUGGUGACCUGGCCUCACUCCGGCCAAGGCCCAAAUCCAGUCUGGAGGUCUAUUCCACUCUACCAGAUGAUAUCUUUGACAACGGGGGCUGCGGUGUGGCAGAGUGUAAACGUCUCUCCUUCACCUUUUCGGACACCUCUGGUUCCAUGCCCAGCCCCGCACCCAGCUCCCACUCUGCAGGCCCGUCCAACCCCGAGAUCACAGUCACCCCCCCAGAAAUGGAACCGUCACCCACACAAAUCUUCCCAACAAGGGAGGACUCCAUCGCUGAGGAGCAUUUAGUUGAAGAGGAAGAGGAGGAGGAGGAGGAAGAGGAAGAAGAGGAUGAGUACGAAGAAGACGGAGAGAUGGGGAGUAGGGGCACCAGUGCCAGUGAUGAAGCUGAGGUGGCAGAGGACUCUGAGUGGGAGCGCACGGAGUCCCAGCGACAUUCUAACUCGCGCUGCGGUUCAGCCGCCCCGUCCCUCUGCUCCGACGUCCACCUGUCCGCAGUGGCUCCAGAGGAUGUUUUCUUGGACCACGCUGACGAUCUGAAACCUGUCGAGCUGGACACAGAGGAAGCGGGCAGCCUGACCAGGCAACUUGUGAAGAGGCUGACCUCUUCGGACGUGGCGCCGCCAAGUGGGAGCUCCACGGAUGGGGGAGGGAGUCUGAGCUGGACGGGCGAGGGGAGCAGGGCUUUCCUGGAGAGCAGCAUGGAGGAGGCCAUCCACAGCUUGUUGAUGAGGCUGGAGUCUCUGAAUCACCGCUGCCGAGAGCUGCAGGACCUGGAGCAGGAAGUGAUGCGGCUGGAAGACCUGCUCAAGUGUCGUCUGCCAGGUCAUAGGAGCAGGUCCUCCAGCCUCAGUCUGACCGUAGAGAGCGCCCUGGAGAGUUUCGACUUCCUCAACACCUCUGACUUCGACGACGAGGAUACUGGAGACGAUAACGCCGUUCUCAGCCCCCCCCCACAAAGAUCUCCGCUGUUUGAUACAGAUGGAGAACGGAUUGGUAGCCAGCACCCAGAAGCCAGAGGACACCUGAGUGAAGCCCUGACGGAGGACACCGGCGUGGGCAACAGCGUGGCAGGAAGCCCCCUGCCGCUCACCACUGGAAACGAGAACCUGGACGUGGCUAUCGUCAUCCACCUGCAGUACUGUAAUCACCUCAUACAGUUGCUGACCGGCGGGGUCGGUCAAUGGCAGCGUCGCAGUCUCCUCCUCAAACUCUCCGCUCAGACUCAGCUGUUAGAAGAGCUGGCAGAGCUCAGUGCGGACAAACUGGGAACGAUGACAUCUUCUGCAGAUGUUCUCCCGGGCCUCGCGGAGCGCCCACUGCUGAUGACCCUGUGGUCGGAUUGCAGCGGAUCGGCAGGACUUUUCCACACCACGCUGGACCGAGUGUUCACACACAUGAACCAGCGCUAUGCAGCCGCGCUGCAGGAGAGGCACCCACACAGCGCCGACACAGUGAUCGGCGUCGUUGUGAGCGAGAUGGUGGACAGGAGCUAUCUGGGACAGCUCACUGCCGCUGAGCUGUCCCAGGACGUCCUGACCGUGUUUCAGUUCCACAGCUACGUCUUACAACAUGAAGUACUGGACAUGGAGACACACCUCCUACACAUGGCCAGAGAAGAGAUGUUUGCCCAGGCUCUGUGCAGUCAGGAUUAUUCUCGGUGCCUAGCCGAGCUGGAAGAGGUUCCCGUCUCCUCUUUGUGGCCUAGAAACAGCACCCUGAGGGCCCUGGCCUCCCUGCUCACCGCAGAGCACCCUCAGGUCAACAAGGCAGCGGCCGACUACCUCGCUUCUGCGUCACACAGCCACUUCAGGGCCAGAGCAGUGGAGUGCUACACCCACGCGCUGUCAGAGGCCGGAGUCCAGAGCCAGAGGGCGGCUUGUUCAGCGCUCAGCUGUCUGCAGGCAGUAGAGAGCAUCAAGGCGGUGGUAGCACUGUGUGAUUCAGCUGAUGAAGAGCUUCGCCACGUUGCCAUAGAAACCCUCCUUACAUUUGGUGAGGAGGGGCGGCUGGCCUACGAGCAGCUGGACACGGUGCCCGGGGAAAUCCUCCGCCUCGGCGCACGGCGGGAAACCGCCGUCACCACGGCCUUCUGAGCCACCGCCACCAGAAACAUCUCAGCCGCCCCACCCCCCGAGGACAGCCCCGCCCCCCUGACUCGGCUACGCCCGACACUGCACUCCUUCACAGGGCUGUCAAUGACCGAUCUGCACAUUAGAUCACCGUUCUCUUGCCGCACUGCCUCCUCGUAGGAACUAUCACCAAACAAACCGCAGCGACCACAGAAGACACGAGCUCUGCUCUCACCGUGCGACGCAUUCACACUCGAUUGAUUCACCGUCACUUUUCAGAAACUUCAAACGCUUCACCCCUGAAACGCUUCACCCCUCCCUCUCCCUGCUUUCUGAGCCAGGCACACCGGACAUGUAGAGUUUAACCGGAGAGCACAAAUCUGACUGCACACAAAGCCACUGAAAGGUGCUGCACACACUGUGGAUCUGAGCAGCGACGCGUCUUCACCUUUCACAUAACCUCAUUCGACAAGCCACUGCACCCAGCCCAAUUUACUCAUUGAUUAAUCAUCAUCUUGAUUGUUACAGAGUCAGUUGUGUCAUGCAAUAUACUAACUAUGAUCUUUGUAUAAUCACUGUCUACCAUUACAAAUGUUUUCUGGCGCUUUUUGAAGGAUUUGCACUGUUUAGAGGCAUGUAAAUGUGGCAUAUUUUACAAAGCCUGUGUAAUAUAUGUGCUUGUAUUCAAGAUAUAUUUUAAAGUUGUUUUCUAAUGCGUUCCAUUUUGAGUUUCAGGGAUUCUUGUACAAUUGGAAGAUGUGUGUUGUGAGACAGGGAGGACCAAUAAUAAUGUUGAGAAUGUCAUUCAAAGAGGAAGUGAUGUUGUGGUUGUAAAGCCCAACUUUAACAGCAGUUUUACCGUCUUGACCAGUUUGACCUCAGCUGUCCGUUAUUCGGAGGAAAAGGAAAAGGCUGAAAGGCAGAUCUUCAGCCCAAUUUUCCCUCGCUUCGCAGUUUAUAACAGUCUUCUCAUACUUGCAGUUCAACAAGUGCAAUUUUUCUGUACAUACGUGAACCUUUUGCACGUAGACAUUAGAGCCUUGAUAUGGUCGAGCAGGCAGGUUUCCGCAAAUACACUCCCAUUGUUUUUUAUUAUUUUGUUUUACUAUUUUUUAUUUUUUAUUUGUUAGGUAGAGAACCAGUCCAGGGCAACAGAUUUGGUUUAGGCUUGUGAUCCAAUUCACUUUACAGAGCGGAGAAUACUUCAGGCUGAGUGCAGGCCUUAUUUUGGCUAACUGCACAUUAAUACAGUAUGUGAGUCGAUGGCAGGAUUGCAAAUUUUGCUUCUUUUUUUUUUAGAAGCUGCCGAAUGAGGUUUUUCUGUUUUAUUUUGCUUCAUCAUCUGUUCAACUGUUGUGUGGGGAAAAAUAACCCAACAUCAGCGGAUAUUCCAACUUUUCUCAUUGUAAAUGUACUACUGAGUCCUGUGUCAGAGCACAAUGACAAAACUCGCAUUUGUUGACGCCUGUUAUUUAUUGUUUACUUGUAAUUCUGAUAUUGGAGUUAUACUGUAAUAGUACAGAGGACAUUAUGUAAAUGAGAUGUAUAUUUGUUCUAUUUAGGAUGAAUUCUAUUAUUUAUCGUUUAAAAAGACGUCCAUAUCAUACUGCAAAUUAUCUCAUGUUUAAUUGGAGUUUAUUUUGAAGGAAUUAUUAGAUUACAAUAUCAUUAGUUAAACCUUGCAUAUCUUUUUCCAAAAAGGUAUUAAACACAAUGGGACGUUAUUUAUUAGAUGUGCUACUUUAUUACUGCAACUGAAGGCUGGAUUCAUUUUUUUAAUUUACUAAUUCAUAAUGGAGUGUAUAUUUUCAAAAGAAAUUGCAUUUUGGCUAGAAUGACUUUCAAAGCACAAAAUAGGACAAACCCAUAACAUGAAUUGUUAUAACGGCAUAUCCCAAAAGCCAUAUUGAUUAAAAGCAAGUAAUAUUUUUAUGAAAUUCAUUUUGUAAUAUCUGUAAAUGUAUGAAGUUCUUACUAAAAGCUAGCCCUUUUUUUCUAAGCAACCUUUUGCAAAACAGUCUGUAUUUUAAGUAACACUUGUAUUUCAUCUAUGAUGUGAAUAGCAUUAUAGUAUUUUGGUAAAGUAUACAAUUCAUCACUCAUUGUUUAUUGAAUUUUUGCAAACUUGCAGUUCAGUGUUAAGUUGAUUCAUCGGCUGUUCAAUUCAGUCAACCUGCACAGCUUAAAUAAUUUGGUACCUUUAAAUUGAUCAAUUUAGUCUCCUACACCUAAUUAAAAUAUGCUAUAACUAAA
Messenger RNA from Pungitius pungitius (ninespine stickleback), 5760 nucleotides. It is a transcript of the gene ripor2, whose product is annotated as RHO family interacting cell polarization regulator 2. The record is from RefSeq and is a predicted model, not a curated record. NCBI's taxonomy places the organism in Eukaryota, Metazoa, Chordata, Actinopteri, Perciformes, Gasterosteidae. The transcript is spliced from 23 exons. The coding region runs from base 193 to 3531 and encodes 1112 amino acids.